CGACCAUCGACCCACGAACCCUCCGGCCCACGGCCGACUUGUUUGUUUCUGAUCAGAGACAAUGAGGGCAUCCAAUGGCACCCUGGCCGCUCCUACCUGCCAACCACUCAUCACCUCUUCUUCCUGCCUGAAGCUUCUCUCUACAGAGUCAGUCACCAUUAUCCUGACAUCUGAGGCCCGCCUGGCUCCUUCACCAGAGCUCCGUCCCUCAGGCCCUCCUCCCUGGGUUGCCACAAGCUCUAUCCCACCCAGACGGACCCUCGCCCAGUCCUCCUGUGCCUCCUCCUCCUCCUCCACCAUCCAACAUCCACCAUGAGCUUGCUACGGGAUACCAUCAGUUCCCGACAAAGACUCUCCACUCUCUGGCCACUCCGGCUGCUUGACUCCAAAAGCCUCUGACAGACCCUUCUGACUCUCUCGUUUUGCCCCCUUCCGCCUACGAGUACAACUCCUUGGGUCCCAAGUCCCGGUCCUCAAUUUCCUCCACUCCCUUUGAGCCAGCCAUUCAUCAGCAUCAAUCAUCUUGGCCUGGAAAGUCAGCCUGUCCCUCUUUACAGGCCAGAAGGCCCCCUUCCGGCUCCUCAUCAUCCUUCUCCUUCGCUCCUUCGGCCCUGUUGUGUUGGGCCGCCCCGGUACGGUACGGUAUCGUGAUCAAGUGUUCUCCCUUCAGCCCACCGCAACCAAAUCCAUACUAAACCAGCACCGUUUCCCUCCCUCUUGCUCCAACUCAAUUCUCCUCCAUCAUCCAAGGUGAUUCUUUCGGCGUGAUUUUGCUUCAUUUCUUCAAAAUCGUCAUGUUGGCUUCCUGCAUGUGCCAACAUCCACCACCGUUCUGAUUCUUCCCAACUUGACUGCCACCAAGAUUCCCCACCUUUCUCACCGCCACUUUCCACACAACAGCGCGCACACACAUUCUCCCACACGACACACACAGUCGUUCGCCCACUCACACAACACCUCCAUCUCGGCCACGCACAUAUUGUCGACUCCAAAGUCCGCUGCAGCCAUGGCCCUGCAAUACCCACAAGAGCCAUUUUAUGUCUAUUCUCAACCUCACUGGCCUGAAAACGUCAAACCGGCCUUGACCGAGGACGAUUCUUCCUCUAUCCUCGACGAUAAAGUUCUCGAUCAUCCUACUCCCGCUGACAUGAACCCAUCCGACCCUGGUGACAGCCGUCGUCCCUCGAUGCCAAAGUUGGAGCAAGACUUUCCCGCAGCCACUAAUCUCUGGCAGGAGAGACCUUCGAGCGUCAUGACCUUACAUCGCCACUACUCUCAACCCUCCAUGCCCUUGAAUAGCCCUCAUCCUCAUCCUUUCUCACAGGUCAACCAGGUCAACUGUCCUCCGCCCAUGUUCACUCAGCCCUGGCCGCUAUUUGCUCGCUCUGAGGCGAGCACCCCUACUCCUUUCUUUGGCUCGGUACAGGACUCGUUUGAUAGUCAACCACACUACCCUGGUGGCCCUGUCAACAUUUCCACCUUUACACAGCCUGAACCUUUAUCGUCCAUCUCCAUGUCACCCCAAUCCAGUCAGGGAGGAUGGGCCUCUGCCACCUCGUCCGAUGUUGCUGAAGCUGCCCGGGGUGCGAGACAUUCUCGACUUAGAGGUGCCACCCCAACGCUAGUACUGAGGUCAGACGGCAUCAGGAAGAAGAACGCAAAGUUUGACAUCCCCAGGGAUCGGAAUCUCCUUAACAUUGACACUCUGAUCAACUCCACCACGAACGAGGAAGAAAAGAAGGAGCUCAAGCAACAGAAGCGACUGCUGAGGAACCGUCAAGCAGCUCUCGACUCGCGCCAGCGCAAGAAGAAUCAUACCGAGCGCUUGGAGAUGGACAAAAUAGAAUGGGACCAGGAGAAGCGUGACCUUUUGGCCCAGCAAGAAGCUGAACGUGAACAAUGGGCUCAUCAACAGGAGCAAUGGAUGCAUCGCGUCGCACAGCUUGAACAGAUCAUCCGCACUGUCGAGUAUGAGCGUGAUGAAGCAAUCCGCACAAAGGUCAUUGAGACAUCCGAACUCCGAAGAAUGAACAAUCUCCUCAAGGAUACUGUCAAAGACUUCACCAGGCAGAAUCAGCAGGCGUCCCGCCCCUUUGCUACUGACUCGUCUGAUUCCUUUGCCAGCGACUUCAGUGCCUUUAACGUGGAUGACAGUUGGGAUGCUUUCAGCCUCAACGAAGUUGACCGUGACCUCAAGAUGGAAGAUCCUAACCCCAAUCCCUUGCACAGGCAUACAACACCACAACCGCCUAUCUCGACCAAUUCAGAGAGCACUGUGGAUGCAUCAGACAAAGGUUCUGACGUCAAAGUCGAGACGGGAACCUUUAGCUGGAAUACCUUCAACAUGUGUCUUUUGGCUGGUGCAUUCCUCGUCGCUCAGGCAGGCACCAAAACGUCAGGCAGUUCUUCUUCAACCGCGCUGGUGAAUCCGGAUCUACCAACCCUAUCUCAAGACUACCAUGCUGAAGCGAGAAACGUUCUCAAUGCUGUAUUCGGCCCAGGUUCAGAUGUCGUUGACCAAAGCUUGCCGAGUCGGCCCGCGCCUCCCGUUGAAGCAGGCUUCAAUCAUGGUCCAAGCACGCUACAAACGGCCGGAUCCGCCUCAUCGCUUGAAACCCUCCACUCCACUUUGACCACCCCUUCUCGUCAGCAACAGGUCGCCGCAGCAUUCUCUCUGUCCGCCAACUCGUAUAACCACAUCGCCAAUCCCGACACUAUCUUUGAUGACGAUGACGAUGACGAGAAUGAUGCAGGCGAGGUUAAACCCACACGCCUGCAGCAACUCUUUGCCAGAAUUCAGGCAGAUACCGACCAUCUGGACAAGAUGAGUGGCAUGGGAAGCAAAGCCAGAGAACGAAGCGUCCUCCUUGACCGUGUUCCCGAAAAGGUACUUCGAGAUUUCAAGGAGAUGAUUGCUCGAACCAACUAAAAGGACGAUUGCUAGGCACUUGUUCCUACUGACAACACCACAAAUGAUCAUCCUCAAACCAUCCAAACUUCUCGUACAUGUCAAGAAUAACAUCCCACCGCAAUUCUCUCCAUUUCAGCACAAGACUACACGCUCCAGGGCAACAAUCUGUGGCACUUGUGCCCGUCCAGUUGGGAUGACUCCUCCCUUACCAUUACAAUGCAUUCCCCAAAGGGACUGCCAAAUUUACGAAUGAAACGACUUUUCUUUUGACGGCCAAGAUUUUUCCUCACAUGGGUGUUCUGGAAUCUACAUUCUCAUCUUUAUAUAGCAAAAUGAAUAUACGACGACAGCAGGCGACGCAAGGGCGAGGGCGACGAUGAGCCGAGGCGUGUCGCAUGAUUUUCGGAGACACGCAGAUGCUCCAAAUUGUGGUUGUAUCAAGGUCAUGACGUGGGCGUCGGAACUUUGCCACCCUACGGAGUUGGGAAAUUCAAGACUGCCAGAGACGAAGGAUGCGAAGUAACAAUCUGAUCGGCAACGAUACGAUGAUGCACGAGUCUUGCUUCUAAUGUGAAUCAAGGUACAGUAAAGCCAAGGCGUGAACAGAAUGCUGGGCUCGGAGAGAAGCGGGCUCCCUGCUGGACCAACUUUGAAAUUGAUUGGGCCAAACAAUCAAGGCAAUGAAUGAAAUGAAUGACAUGAAAUAAAAUCAACGAAUCCAAGAAUGAUGAUUAACGACAAGUGUGGAUCUUGGUAGUAGAAAUCACGAAGCAUUACGGUCAGGGGAGUUCUCCUGAGGGGAGAAGCCUGACUGGCGCAUGAAAGGAGCAUGCGAGGAUCUAACUAGUUUGUGGGAUGAUCGGGGAUGCGGUCAGGGGACGAUGGAGAGAGCGCAAGCAGGGCAUCAUGGGGACGGUGCAAAGCGUGGUCAUGAGCUUACGAGGACACAUCUAUUUAGCCAAGAAAUGAAGCAUGGAAGCAUGACGCCGAAUUAAUGGGAUGAAACUGAUGGGUCUAUCCCUCAC
Molecule: messenger RNA, 3936 nt
Organism: Exophiala mesophila
Lineage: Eukaryota; Fungi; Ascomycota; Eurotiomycetes; Chaetothyriales; Herpotrichiellaceae
Exons: 2
Coding region: 1007-2929 (640 amino acids)
Biological process (GO): regulation of DNA-templated transcription
Molecular function (GO): DNA-binding transcription factor activity
Source: RefSeq, a predicted model, not a curated record